GAAAGGGCUCCAUUUGCCCCAGGUGUGCUGGCAGAAGCCUGUCACAGUCCGGUGAAAUUUAAAUCCUGCUCAGGGACUGUCCUGGGAGUUUGGCGAAGUAGACAGUGAGCAUCACGCGCUGUUGGUCCAGAGCUGCUUGUGUUGGAUACACAUUUUAGGUCUUGAAUUUCAUCAUGGCCAAACCUUAUGAAUUUAACUGGCAGAAGGAAGUCCCUUCCUUUUUGCAAGAAGGAGCAGUUUUUGACAGAUAUGAAGAGGAAUCCUAUGUGUUUGAACCCAAUUGCCUCUUCAAAGUGGAUGAAUUUGGCUUCUUUCUGACCUGGAAAAGUGAAGGCAAGGAAGGACAAGUGUUAGAAUGUUCUCUCAUCAACAGUAUUCGGCUGGGAGCCAUUCCUAAGGAUCCCAAAAUCCUGGCUGCUCUUGAAGCUGUUGGAAAAUCGGAAAAUGAUCUGGAAGGCCGGAUAGUCUGUGUCUGCAGUGGUACAGAUCUGGUGAACAUCAGCUUCACUUACAUGGUGGCAGAAAAUCCAGAAGUCACUAAGCAAUGGGUAGAAGGCCUGAGAUCGAUCAUACACAACUUCAGAGCCAACAACGUCAGUCCAAUGACAUGUCUCAAGAAACACUGGAUGAAAUUGGCAUUUAUGACCAACCCCAGUGGUAAAAUUCCAGUUAGGAGUAUUACUAGAACCUUUGCAUCGGGAAAAACAGAAAAAGUGAUCUUUCAAGCCCUCAAGGAGUUAGGUCUUCCAAGUGGAAAGAAUGAUGAAAUUGAGCCUGCUGCCUUUACUUAUGAAAAGUUCUAUGAACUUACGCAAAAGAUUUGUCCUCGGACAGAUAUAGAAGAUCUUUUUAAAAAAAUCAAUGGAGACAAAACUGAUUAUUUAACGGUAGACCAAUUAGUGAGCUUUCUAAAUGAACAUCAACGAGAUCCCCGACUGAAUGAAAUUUUAUUCCCAUUUUAUGAUGUUAAAAGGGCAAUGCGAAUCAUUGAGAUGUAUGAACCUGAUGAAGAUUUGAAGAAAAAAGGCCUCAUAUCAAGUGAUGGGUUUUGCAGAUAUCUGAUGUCAGACGAAAAUGCUCCAGUCUUCCUAGAUCGCUUAGAGCUUUACCAAGAAAUGGACCACCCUCUAGCUCACUACUUCAUCAGCUCUUCCCAUAACACCUAUCUCACUGGCCGACAGUUCGGUGGGAAGUCUUCGGUGGAGAUGUACAGACAAGUCCUCCUGGCUGGCUGCAGGUGUGUUGAACUUGAUUGUUGGGAUGGAAAAGGUGAAGAUCAAGAACCAAUAAUAACUCAUGGAAAAGCAAUGUGCACAGAUAUCCUUUUUAAGGAUGUAAUUCAAGCCAUCAAGGAAACUGCAUUUGUCACGUCAGAAUAUCCUGUAAUUCUCUCCUUUGAAAAUCACUGCAGCAAAUAUCAACAGUACAAGAUGUCCAAAUAUUGUGAAGAUCUAUUUGGGGAUCUCCUGUUGAAACAAGCACUUGAAUCACAUCCACUGGAGCCAGGAAGGCCUUUGCCAUCCCCCAAUGACCUCAAAAGAAAAAUACUCAUCAAAAAUAAACGGCUGAAACCCGAAGUUGAAAAAAAACAGCUUGAAGCUCUGAAAAGCAUGAUGGAAGCUGGAGAAUCCGCGGCUCCAGCUAACAUCUUAGAAGAUGAUAAUGAAGAGGAAAUAGAAAGUGCUGACCAGGAGGAGGAAGCUCACCCCGAAUUCAAAUUUGGAAAUGAACUUUCUGCAGAUGACCUGGGUCAUAAAGAAGCUGUUGCCAAUAGCGUCAAGAAGACUUCAGAUGACCUUGAACAUGAGAACAACAAAAAGGGCCUGGUUACUGUGGAAGAUGAGCAGGCAUGGAUGGCGUCGUAUAAGUACGUAGGUGCUACCACUAACAUCCACCCGUAUUUGUCCACGAUGAUCAACUACGCACAGCCUGUAAAGUUUCAAGGUUUCCACGUGGCAGAAGAACGGAAUAUUCAUUAUAACAUGUCGUCUUUUAAUGAGUCAGUCGGUCUUGGCUACUUGAAGACACAUGCAAUUGAAUUUGUAAAUUAUAACAAACGGCAAAUGAGUCGCAUUUACCCCAAGGGAGGCCGAGUUGAUUCCAGUAAUUACAUGCCUCAAAUUUUCUGGAACGCUGGCUGCCAGAUGGUUUCGCUGAACUACCAAACCCCAGAUUUAGCGAUGCAAUUGAAUCAGGGAAAAUUUGAGUAUAAUGGAUCGUGCGGCUACCUUCUCAAACCAGACUUCAUGAGGCGGCCAGAUAGAACAUUUGAUCCCUUCUCAGAAACCCCAGUGGAUGGAGUUAUUGCAGCCACGUGUUCAGUGCAGGUCAUAUCAGGGCAAUUCUUAUCAGAUAAGAAAAUUGGCACGUAUGUAGAAGUAGAUAUGUAUGGAUUGCCAACCGAUACCAUACGCAAGGAAUUCCGAACGCGCAUGGUUAUGAACAAUGGACUGAAUCCAGUUUACAAUGAAGAAUCAUUUGUAUUUCGGAAGGUAAUCCUGCCCGACCUGGCUGUUUUAAGAAUAGCAGUGUAUGAUGAUAACAACAAGCUGAUUGGCCAGAGGAUCCUUCCAUUGGAUGGCCUCCAAGCGGGGUAUCGACACAUUUCCCUUCGAAAUGAGGGAAAUAAACCUUUGUCACUGCCAACAAUUUUCUGCAAUAUUGUUCUUAAAACAUACGUGCCUGAUGGAUUUGGAGACAUUGUGGAUGCUUUAUCAGAUCCAAAAAAAUUUCUUUCAAUUACUGAAAAGAGAGCAGACCAAAUGAGAGCUAUGGGCAUUGAAACGAGUGACAUAGCUGAUGUACCCAGUGACACUUCCAAGAAUGAUAAGAAAGGAAAAGCCAACACAGCCAAAACAAAUGUGACCCCUCAGAGCAGCUCUGAGCUCAGACCAACAACCACAGCUGCCACAGGCUCUGGCAUAGAAGCCAAAAAAGGUAUUGAACUUAUCCCUCAAGUGAGGAUAGAAGAUUUAAAGCAGAUGAAGGCUUACUUAAAGCAUUUAAAGAAACAACAGAAAGAGCUCAAUUCUUUAAAGAAGAAGCAUGCAAAGGAGCACAGUACCAUGCAGAAGUUACAUUGCACGCAAGUUGACAAAAUCGUGGCACAGUAUGACAAGGAGAAGUCGACUCAUGAGAAAAUCCUAGAGAAGGCCAUGAAGAAGAAGGGGGGAAACAAUUGCCUUGAAAUGAAAAAAGAAACAGAAAUUAAAAUUCAGACACUGACAUCAGAUCACAAAUCUAAGGUCAAAGAGAUUGUGGCACAGCACACAAAGGAAUGGUCAGAAAUGAUCAACACCCACAGUGUGGAGGAGCAAGAAAUCCGGGACCUGCACCUUAACCAGCAGUGUGAGUUGCUGAAGAAGCUACUGAUGAAUGCUCAUGAGCAGCAAACCCAGCAGCUGAAACUGUCCCACGACAGGGAAAGCAAGGAAAUGCGAGCCCAUCAGGCUAAGAUUUCUAUGGAAAAUAGCAAAGCUAUCAGCCAAGAUAAAUCCAUCAAGAAUAAAGCAGAACGGGAAAGGCGAGUCAGGGAAUUAAACAGCAGUAACACCAAAAAGUUUCUAGAAGAAAGAAAAAGACUCGCGAUGAAGCAGUCCAAAGAAAUGGAUCAGUUGAAAAAAGUUCAACUUGAACACCUUGAAUUCCUAGAGAAACAGAAUGAGCAGCUUUUGAAAUCCUGUCAUGCAGUGUCCCAAACGCAAGGCGAAGGAGAUGCAGCAGAUGGUGAAAUUGGAAGCCGAGAUGGACCGCAGACCAGCAACAGUAGUGUGAAACUCCCAAACGCAGACUGAAGCAGCAGAACCGCCAAACAUCAAAAGAUCACUCCCAGCUUCUGAACACACACUCCAUGGACAAAAGCUGUUUUCUUUUGUGUUUCCUUCAUGCAUAUACAAGAUGUUACCUGAAACCACAGAGACUGGGGAUGAUUUAUAUACUUUGAUUCAACAUUUUGAGUAUUAAAUUUCCUUGGCCAAACAAAAGUAGGUGCAAAUUUACACCAGUAAGGCAGAGUUUAACCAUUGACAAUACAACUUAAACAUGUUAUAAGAAACCAUCACAGGAAAAUGAGCUUGGUGUUAACAACUCUGCUUUGUGAUGCAUUAGAACAUGUUUAAGCUGCUGCAAAAAUAGUGCAUUAGCAAUUUAAUAGCAAGUGCAUGCACUAGAGGAAAAAAGCAAAACUCUGUCAGAUUCCUUAGCAGAAGUGGUGGUCUGUGGGACAAAUAAUCUUGCAAAAUUUUUCUACAUCUAAGUUACCUCAUCAAUAAGUGCCAUGUCUUUACCAUGCCAUAGCAAACUAAUUUCCUGUAAAAUUUGUGGAAAUUAGUACAACAAUAAAGAAAUACCAUAGAAAAGUGUACCUGUGCCAAAACUGAUCAGCGCUCAAAGGGGAACUCUGUUAGGGUCAUUUAAGAAAGUUUACAUCUGACACUGCUUUAUAGCAAUUGCUUAUUCUGAAUAUUCCAGAUAUUAUAAUUCACUACUACACCAUAAAGAUUGUGGUUAUUGGCAAAUGUUUGUAAAUGUGACCAUGUAUAAAGUAUUUAUACUCCUUAACUCACACUGUUAUAGAGCAAAAUCAUCUAAGUAUUGCCACAUGACAAAGAUUAGUUAACAGGAAUAUUAGAAUUAUGUUUUGCAUGACACACACACCAGUUAAGACUAAUCCGUUCAGACAGUUAACCUAAUGCCAAAUACAUACCGGUUAAAGAAAUGUAUGGCACAGAAUAUAAUUUGAACUAUCCAGACUUUUAGCAUAAUGAAAAUGUCUUUAUAUAUACAUAUAUAUAUAUAUAUAUAUAUGUGUGUGUGUGUGUGUGUGUGUGUAUAUGAAUUAUGUGGGCAUUCUUGAUACUUCAAGUUCUAGUUUAAAAAAAUACAUAACUAAUUUAAUUUUACACAAAAAAAUAUUUAUGCAGAUUUUCAGAAUUUCAUAUCAAGAAAUAAUCUUUUUAUGUCUACUAAAUAUCCAAACAAUUUGCUCCAGUGUUAAUCUGCAUGGUCUUUAAGCCUGCUAUUGUCCUGUUGCAGACAGUGCAUGAAGAAGUAUCAUGCUGGGAACUGAGCCAUGCCGCCAAAGCCAGGAGCUGGGAGCAGCGCAUGGAGGCCUGGUAG
This is a messenger RNA of Fukomys damarensis (Damara mole-rat), 5118 nucleotides long. It is a transcript of the gene Plcb4, whose product is annotated as phospholipase C beta 4. NCBI's taxonomy places the organism in Eukaryota, Metazoa, Chordata, Mammalia, Rodentia, Bathyergidae. The coding region runs from base 174 to 3794 and encodes 1206 amino acids. The record is from RefSeq and is a predicted model, not a curated record. The transcript has 40 exons. Gene Ontology annotation, molecular function: calcium ion binding; phosphatidylinositol-4,5-bisphosphate phospholipase C activity. Gene Ontology annotation, biological process: lipid metabolic process; phosphatidylinositol-mediated signaling.